Messenger RNA from Verruconis gallopava, 1145 nucleotides. RefSeq lists its product as uncharacterized. NCBI's taxonomy places the organism in Eukaryota, Fungi, Ascomycota, Dothideomycetes, Venturiales, Sympoventuriaceae. Gene Ontology annotation, molecular function: ubiquitin conjugating enzyme binding; ubiquitin-like protein binding; cullin family protein binding. The transcript has 3 exons. Bases 104 to 943 code for a protein of 279 amino acids. The record is from RefSeq and is a predicted model, not a curated record. Gene Ontology annotation, cellular component: ubiquitin ligase complex. Gene Ontology annotation, biological process: positive regulation of ubiquitin-protein transferase activity; protein neddylation.
CUUGCACAAAAAACACCCGCACCAUACCUUUCACAUUCGCAUCUUGAGCGUUAGUUUUAACUUCGUUUUUAGCCUCCUUUCACAGUUUAUUCAGUCAUAGCGGAUGCCCAUCAUGCCAUACACGUCGGCCCAAAAUCGGGCAAUAUCCGACUUCAAGUCCAUUACAAGCACCGAUAGCAAGACCGCCGCAAAAUGGCUAAAGGCAAGUGGUUGGGAAGCCACUGCUGCAGUAAACGCUUUCUAUAAUCAGUCCUCCAGCUCAGUAGCACAGUCACCGUCAUCUAAGGCGGCACUCAACAAGCUAUUUGACAAAUAUGCCGAGUCAGCCGGUCGCGAUUCUCUCGAAAUCGAUCAGAUAAUGCCAUAUUUCAACGAUAUCGGUGCUGAUCCGGCCGCGCUCUCUGCGCUAGUAGUUCAAGAGAUCAUGAAGUGCCCCGAAAUGGGCAGUCUAACAAGAGAGGGUUUCGUGGAAGGGUGGUCCGCACUAGGCUGUGACACGCUAGACAAACAGAAAAAGUUUCUAGAAACACGGACGAAAACGUUGGGCAUGCCGGGAAACCGCGAGAUCUUAAAGGCAGUGUACAAAUAUGCGUUCGAACUGUGCAUCACCCAGCAGGGUCAGCGGCUGGUGAGCAAGGAAGAGCUGGUUGAGAUGUGGAGGUUACUAUUUUCUCCACCCGGUCUAGACUGGCGGACGCAAAACAAUAACUGGCUCGAGCUAUGGCUAGAGUUCGUACAGGGAAACAGCGCAAAAGCUUUCAACCGAGAUGUGUGGACUCAGACAUUGAGAUUUGCAGAGGAGACAUUGAAAGACGAAUCUCUGAGUUGGUGGAGUGAAGAGGCGAGCUGGCCCGCCAUCAUUGAUGAAUUUGUAGAGUGGAUUAAAGAGAGGCGAGGCAAUGGGAGUACAAGACAAGAUGAGGACGAAGAAAUGGAAUAUUAAGACGGACCUUCCGAACCUGUUGAGAAACCUUCGAGUGAAAAUUAAUGAGCACUGUAACGAUGUCAGGCCAUUUGGCACGUCUGUGAGGUAUUUGAUAGCGCCAUAGACAUGAUUUGAGCGCAUAAGAUGGCGUUCUCUCUGCACAAAUACCAUUAUCUUCCGGUAGAUUUGCAGGAAAUAUAGAUCUAUAAACACGUCGCUG